AUGCUCGUGGAAACUACUCAUCUUCUCCAACGAGCUGCACUCAGAACCAACUCCGUUGACUUUGAUGAACUGGCGGAUCCGGAUAUACAGGAUUGUGUAGUGAAAUAUCAUUUUCUAUGUGCUUGGAUGGCACUGAAGAAAGGAGACAUUAAAGAAUUCGAAAUACGCUUCAAACCUUUACCGCAAGAAAUUACCAAGAGCCCAGUUUCACGAGAGCAGUACGAUAGCAUGUGUCUAUUUGCGUUUCGUCUGGCAGUCAAGAAUGGCUGGAGAGGACUGGCAGAAUCAUUGAUGCCGAAAUUGUUCGAGACAUUUAGCAUCUUGAAGCAGUUUCACCCCGAUGUGCUUGAGUAUAAGAAGAUGGUCUCGAUAUUCUUUUAUGCGCUCUCAACUGCGGACAUGGAGGAUAUGUCGGGAAGAUUUAAUAGUUUAAGAAGUGAACUUCUACAGACGAUUGAGCAGGAUCUGGAAGGUCCAUUAGGUCUUUUCCUGCAGCUUGAAGUGAUGUCUAGACGAGAAGAUUUCGACAAGGAUGCCUUCUACCAAGAUGUCUGCAGUAUAUAUUCAAACUACGAGCCCAAGAGUAGUCCUGACAAGGCGAUGAUGACCCUGUGGCUGCUUUACCGACAUAUAAAUGUAUUCACUCAAGACGAACAUUGGCUACAAGAGAAUUUCGUCGCUUUGUUACGUCUAGUCCCUUCGCCGCCAUGGAAACAUUCUGAAUUACUGCACUUUUUGACCGACCUUCCAAGCGCUUUGAAUGAGAUUCUAGUAAAGCCCCUUAGCACUGCAGCGAGCAACGUAGCCUUGAUUAUCGUAUGGAAGUACGUUGAGUCCGCUUGGUCAAGCUGCGAGUACCUCGAAGCCCAAGAGUGGUGUCGCUUUUGUCAAAAUAACCUCUUCCAGCAAGCCGCUCCUGCGAAUAAAUCCAAUACGGCGUUGAUGGACUGUUCCUUUCAAAUUGGAGACUAUGCUGAAGUCAAGUCGAGUUGGGCGGUUCUCUCGAAGCAGGAGAAAGAAGACCCAACGACAAUUCACAUCGUGUACCAAGUGGCACUUAGAAAUUCAGAUAUUGAUACCGCCGCGAACCUCCUGGCAUCACUUAUCGAGUUAGAAAACGGAGAGCAUCGCUACGCCUUAGCUAGCGUGGCUGCAGCAGUAACAGUAUGCUCUCAAGUUAGACGAUACGCACUUCGAAGUGUGUAUGAACUGAUUGAGAAGUAUCCGAUUGUGCUGAAGAAGCCCGUCAAUCUUGACCUGCAUCGGGCUUUGAUCAGACUGAUAGUCUACGAACUAAGGGAGGACCCUGUUGAUGCAGAAGCUCAAAAGACGCAGAUGUACGAAGUCUUGACAUGGGGUGAGUAA
This is a messenger RNA of Talaromyces stipitatus ATCC 10500, 1365 nucleotides long. RefSeq lists its product as uncharacterized. Gene Ontology annotation, biological process: meiotic cell cycle; regulation of synaptonemal complex assembly. The transcript is spliced from 10 exons. NCBI's taxonomy places the organism in Eukaryota, Fungi, Ascomycota, Eurotiomycetes, Eurotiales, Trichocomaceae. The record is from RefSeq and is a predicted model, not a curated record. Bases 1 to 1365 code for a protein of 454 amino acids.